Coffea arabica (coffee) is the source of this 2317-nucleotide messenger RNA. RefSeq names its product indole-3-acetic acid-amido synthetase GH3.17-like. Gene Ontology annotation, cellular component: cytoplasm. The record is from RefSeq and is a predicted model, not a curated record. Gene Ontology annotation, molecular function: acid-amino acid ligase activity. Lineage: Eukaryota; Viridiplantae; Streptophyta; Magnoliopsida; Gentianales; Rubiaceae.
AACUUCCUGUAUCACUGGCAAUUGGUCAACCUUGGCAGCUUCACUGCUCCCUGGUCCCUGCAUCACUGAAUAGCAGUCGACAAAAAUUAGGUCCCAAAGGCUUCAUUUUCUGCAAGAUUUUUGCGCUGGAAUCAUAGUGCUAUCAAGAUUUUUCCAGGUGAGGUAUAUUUGCGCCGUAGGAUUAUAUGCAAUCAUGUUCCUUUUAAGUGAGAAUGCUGCCAACCUUUGAUCCAAGAGAUACUGAAGCUGGUUCGAGGAUUUUGGAGGAUAUAACCAGCAAUGCUGGUCAUAUACAAGAACAGGUCCUGGAGGAGAUUUUAACUAAAAAUGCAAGCACCGAUUACUUGAAAAGUUUUCUUAAUGGUCACUCUGAUAAGGGACUAUUCAAGAAUAAAGUUCCUGUGGUAGAUUAUGAAGAUAUCAAGAUUUACAUUGAUCGAAUUGCACUGGAUGGAGAGCCAUCUCGGAUUUUAACUAAUGAAUCCAUUACUGAGCUACUGAUCAGCUCGGGCACUUCAGGUGGGAAGCACAAGUGGAUUCCAAAAACUGCUGAAGAGGGAGAGCGCAGGGCCUUCUUCUUUUGUCUCCUUGCUACUGUUCAGAAUAGGUACCUCCACGGCUUAAACGAUGGGAAAGCGCUGAUCUUUGACCUUAUCAACCCGGAUAUCCACACUCCUGGUGGCUUAGUUUUAAGAACAGCUACAGCAAGCGAGAUAAAGAACAGAAAAGACAGAUAUCCUGAGGUUAUAUUGUGUGAAGAUACCAAUCAGAGCUUGUAUAGUCAAUUACUUUGUGGCCUUGUGCAGCGAGAUGCGAUAGUAAGCAUUGGUACAAUUUUCGCCUCGGGUUUGCAAAGGAUAAUCAAAUUUUUUGAGGAACAUUGGCAAGAAAUGUCUUCCAACAUAAGAACUGGACAAAUGAGUGAUUGGAUCACUGACCCUAAAUGCAAAAGGACUGUCUCCUUGAUUUUGAGCAAACAAAUGCCAGAUUUGGCUGAUUCAAUUGAUCUUGUAUGCCAAGAAAAAUCUUGGGAAGGAAUAAUUAAGAAGAUCUGGCCAAGGACCAAGUAUGUCCAGGCCAUAAUUACUGGGUCCAUGGCACAGUACAUUCCCGCGCUUGAAUUCUAUACAGGAAGGUUACCUGUAGUUUCGCCAGCCUAUGUUUCUUCAGAGGCAUGUUUUGGGAUAAAUUUUAAACCAUUAUGCAAUCCUUAUGAUGUCUCAUAUACUUUUAUACCAAACAUGGCUUACUAUGAGUUCAUACCAAUUGGUAAUCAUCAAGAUCCAAACUGCACCAAUAGCAAGGAUGCUCACUUGAAAGAUCACAUUGUGGAUCUUGCUAAUGUUAAGAUUGGCCAACAUUACGAACUUCUUGUCACGACCUGUACAGGUUUAUACAGGUACAGAAUGGGGGAUAUUCUCCUGGUGACAGGUUUUCACAAUAUCACUCCCCAAUUCAAAUUUGUACAAAGGAGAAAUGUGGUUUUGAGCAUUGACACAGAUAAAACAACUGAACAAGACCUCCAGAAUGCAGUUACAAUUGCAAUGCAUAUCCUUGAACCACUUGGGUUCUUUCUUUUGGAUUACAGUAGCUAUGCUGAUACAUCCUCUAUUCCUGGUCACUAUGUACUCUUUUGGGAGCUUCAACUCAGAUCAAACGAUGAUAUACCUGAACUUGAUCAGGUUAAAAUGGAAAAAUGCUGUAGUUUAGUGGAACAAUCUCUGGACCUGGAAUAUAAGAUGCUGAGGAAUCAGAGCAUCAGUACCAUCGGUCCUUUGGAAAUUAGAGUUGUGAAACAAGGAACAUUCAACGUGCUCAUGGACUUUUAUGUUUCUCGAGGAACUUCUUUAAACCAGUACAAGACACCUAAGAACAUAAAGUCUGAGAAAGCCAUUGAAAUUCUGGACUCCAGAGUAGUGGGAAAAUUUUACAGCAGAGAAGUACCUAAUCAAGACUCGUAGCCCGUGGUCUUCAAGAAUCUUUUUGCAUAUUUCAUCCUAGGCAUUCAUGUACCUUGUCUUGCAAUGUCGAAAUUUAAAAGCAAUUCACCAUUUUAUGGACGCAUUUGUGUUCUACUAUUUUUCAGUUUGUUUGUGAAGCUUGGUGGAUGAGGAUAGUAUCUGAAACUCUUGUACUCAUCAAAUUGAGGGUAAAGCUAUUCUAGUAGCAAAAGAUGUUAUUCUCCUCUCAUGGAGUUUCCUAGUGAGAGUUUAUUCUCUCUUAGGGAUUUUUCGUGAUGUUUUCUCCUCUCCUAGAGAUUUCUAAUGAUAGCUUUUGUAGUUUUUUCUAUUUGUUGUAUUAUAUCUAAGUUUUCUCC